AGCGUUGUACGUUUCUAUUCAUUUAUCGCUGGUAUUUAUGUCCUCCUCGAAUAGAUAUGGUUUUGGUCACGUGAGACGAUUACGAAGAUGGUGGAAGUUUAUUUCUUGAAGUGAAGCCGCAAAAGAACCCAAAACAGACAGGGAUAUUGGGGAAAGUUGCCUGUAACGUCACGUCUUGAACUUCUUCUGCCCUUGGAUUCGGGUAGCCAGCCCUAUGUCAUGGCCUCCAGCGUUGCUAAACCAGGCCCUGGGAAUGGCUACCCCAUGAAGGCACAACUGCAAAUUAUGGUGCUGUCAGCAAAACUGAAAGAAAACAGGAAGAAUUGGUUUGGCCCCAGUCCAUAUGUUGAAGUGGCCGUUGAUGGACAGUCCAAAAAGACAGAGAAAUGCAACAACACCCACAGUCCCAAAUGGAAGCAGCCGCUCACAGUAAUUGUCACUCCUUUUAGCAAGCUAAUCUUCCGAGUAUGGAGUCACCAGACCUUGAAGUCGGACAUAUUGUUAGGCAUGGCAACUCUGGAGGUCAGCGAAACACUCAAAGCCAACGACAUGAAAAUCUCUGAGGUGGUGCAGACGCUGCAGCUGAGUGCAGACAGAGACCAGACCGAUGUCGUGGGGGACCUGUCUGUCUGUCUGGAUGGCAUGCAAGUGGACCCAGAGAUGUUUGCCUCUGCUGCCUCUGCUAACACCCAAAGUACAUCGAAUGGGGAAUCGCAACAGAACGGGGAUGAUGUGAAGCGGAGUAGAGACAGCUCUCCUUCUGUGGAUGGUUUGGAGCACAGAGCUUCCCCAAAUGGUUGUGCGGUCGCAGUGAAUGGCACAGGGUCUUGCAAAGGGUCUCCUGCUCUGUCAGCAGGGGGCUCCAGGGGUAAUCCUCUACGCCCCCCCAGGCCCUCCCGACCCCCUCCACCCACCCCGCGCAGACCAACCUCCUCUCCAGCAGCAUCCUCUAAUGGAUCCAUUCCAACUGAAGAAAGCGACGGCCCCAGCUCAGAGACCCCAGUCAGUGCACCUGCAGUACCAGACCCCAACGCCCCACCCCCUACACACGACCAGAGCCAAGCAAUAGCAGCCAGCCAAGCAGACAGUGUAACCCCAGGCCCCCCCAGAGCCUCCGCUGUCGCCGCAGGCCCAUUGCCUCCUGGAUGGGAGCAGAGGGUGGAUCAGAACGGAAGGCUGUAUUUCGUAGAUCAUGUGGAAAAGAGGACGACAUGGGAGCGGCCUGAGCCUCUACCUUCUGGAUGGGAGCGGCGAGUGGACCCCAUGGGCAGGGUCUACUUUGUAGACCACAUCACCAGAACUACCACAUGGCAACGGCCCACUAUGGAGACGGUGCGGAACUAUGAACAGUGGCAGCACCAACGCAACCAGCUACAGGGUGCCAUGCAGCAGUUCAACCAGCGCUUCAUAUUUGGAGUGAAUGGGCUCCAGGACCAGGUUCCAGCCACUGAGAAUAAGCAGUUUGAUCCCCUGGGCCCGCUGCCACAUGGAUGGGAGAAAAGAACUGACAGCAACGGGAGAGUGUACUUUGUUCAACACACCACACGAACUACACAGUGGGAGGACCCUCGCACUCAGGGGCUGCUGAAUGAGAAGCCUCUUCCAGAGGGCUGGGAGAUGAGGUUUACAGUCGACGGCAUCCCAUACUUUGUGGACCACAACAGGAGAGCCACUACGUACAUCGACCCUCGCACUGGAAAAUCCUCACUUGAAAAUGGACCCCAGAUAACUUACGUUCGAGACUUUAAAGCCAAAGUCCAGUACUUCAGAUUCUGGUGCCAGCAAUUGUCAAUGCCUCAGCAUGUCAAGAUCACUGUCACCCGCAAAACCCUGUUCGAGGACUCGUUCCAACAAAUAAUGAGCUUCAAUGCACAGGACCUCCGCAGGAGACUAUGGAUCAUAUUCCCUGGGGAAGAAGGUCUUGAUUAUGGAGGGGUGGCAAGAGAGUGGUUCUUCCUGCUGUCUCACGAGGUGCUGAACCCCAUGUAUUGCCUGUUUGAGUAUGCUGGGAAGGACAACUACUGCCUACAGAUCAACCCUGCCUCCUACAUCAACCCUGAUCACCUCAAGUACUUCAAAUUCAUCGGACGCUUCAUCGCCAUGGCUCUUUUCCACGGGAAGUUCAUUGACACAGGCUUUUCGCUACCGUUCUACAAGCGAAUGCUGAACAAGCCAUGGGCACUGAAAGAUCUAGAGUCCAUUGACCCAGAAUUUUACAAUUCUCUCAUCUGGAUUAAAGAGAACGACAUUGAGGAGUGUGGCCUGGAGAUGUACUUCUCUGUGGACAAAGAGAUUCUGGGUGAAAUCACCACUCAUGAGCUCAAGCCGGACGGAGGAGAGGUCCUGGUCACUGAGGAGAACAAGGAGGAGUAUAUCAGGUCUGUCUCAGCAUAUGCCCCCUCCUCCCCUCCUGGUGUGUGGUGCUUUGAUGGUCUAUGUUUCUCUCCCAGGCUUGUAGCAGAGUGGAGGUUGUCCAGAGGUGUGGAGGAGCAGACCCAGGCCUUCUUUGAGGGCUUCAACGAGGUUCUCCCACAGCAAUACCUGCAGUACUUUGAUGCCAAAGAACUUGAGGUCAUGCUGUGUGGGAUGCAGGAGAUCGACCUGGCAGACUGGCAGAGGAACACCAUCUACAGACACUAUGCACGCAGCAGCAAGCAGGUCCUCUGGUUCUGGCAGCUCAUCAAAGAGAUGGACAAUGAGAAGCGGAUGAGGCUCCUCCAGUUCGUUACAGGAACCUGUCGCCUUCCUGUCGGAGGCUUUGCUGACCUAUUGGGGAGCAAUGGCCCGCAGAAGUUCUGCAUCGAGAAGGUGGGAAAGGAGAACUGGCUACCCAGAAGUCACACAUGCUUCAAUCGAUUGGAUCUUCCUCCUUACAAAAGCUACGAGCAGCUGAAGGAGAAAUUGAUGUUUGCGAUUGAAGAGACUGAGGGCUUUGGGCAGGAGUGAUCCAGCAACGGAUCAAUAGACAGAGGAGUGCGGUCUUCGUUUGUCAGGGAGCCUCUUGAAGACCAGCGUGUUUUUGUGUGUGCUUGCCAGUGUUUCCCCUAUAUGCAUUUAGCAGUGGCAUACCGACGCUACCUCCUGCAUUUAAAAAAAAAAUAAUGUUUUAUGUGGCUGUAUAGAUGUAUGCCCCAGGAAGACCCCAAUCGCCGCCACCCCUCCCCCCUGCAAACUCUGCCACCUCUGCUGAAACAAAUCCUAGGGGAAACACUGCGUGCUGUUGAAGGGAGAAAACUUGCUCUAAAAUACUGGAAGAAUAUUUGAGAGUAUUGAUCCACAACAGUAAGCUGCUCCCUUCUCUCAGAAUGUCCCCCACAUCAUGCAUGAACGCUGGAAACCCACCCUCAAUAACAUGUAUGGGACAGGGAUAUCAGAAGCAUCGGUCCCAUCAUCCUUUGAUUGACCCACCACUAUUUCUGACAAUCCCAAUGCUGACUUUGAGGAAAAUGAAGACCUCUCUUCAGGCAAUGGCCAGAUCCAGAAGUUGCAAUGCACAUGCUUCAAAAUAGAACAGUCCUUCUGUUCAAAGCUCCUUAGCAUUUAUCUGUGAAUCAAUAAAAUAUUGCAAGGGACAAUAUUGGCCCCUAUAUUUAUGGUACAAGAGUACAUGGAUCUACUAUGGCCCUAGUUUUAUAGGGCAUUGUGACAUGAUCAAAUGAUUAUUUUUUUCAAGUGUUCUGGGGCAUAAGAAGUGUGAAAUGUUUGUCUAGAAUAUUGCCUUGAUGUCUUCGGUGAUAUGAGAUUUAACCACAUUGGAGACUAGAUAUACAUGUAGCUUUUAAUAGUCUGGGAGAUUUUUAGCAUAUGAAUUUAAUGAUUUUUAUAUUAAUGGGAGAUGUUUUUCUGGCUGUGGCAAAGGCAUGGGAAUACAUUUUUUUCCCUGGAAGAUUAUGAAUGGAAAUCCCAGGGAAGUAAAUGUGUAAAUUAUCAUUUGUUGCAUUGCGAAUAAAAAGCCAUCUCCUUUUA
Salvelinus fontinalis (brook trout) is the source of this 3966-nucleotide messenger RNA. RefSeq names its product E3 ubiquitin-protein ligase Itchy-like. Gene Ontology annotation, biological process: protein K48-linked ubiquitination; ubiquitin-dependent protein catabolic process; protein K29-linked ubiquitination. NCBI's taxonomy places the organism in Eukaryota, Metazoa, Chordata, Actinopteri, Salmoniformes, Salmonidae. The record is from RefSeq and is a predicted model, not a curated record. Bases 220 to 2946 code for a protein of 908 amino acids. Gene Ontology annotation, molecular function: protein binding; ubiquitin protein ligase activity. The transcript is spliced from 23 exons.